CUAAAAAAAACUCUACUUUUCUUGAACCGACCUUGCUAUUUGAGCUCUUGAUAUCAUAAUUAUUGAUGAUAUGUUUUUUUUUAAGUUGCUAUACCUGCUAAGAAGAAGAAAGAGCAAAAACCAUACGUUGGAAUUGUUUCACACAGCCUUCUUCUCCAAUACAAGUUUAAAGACUGUGCAGAACAAACUUUUCCUUUAUUGUCGUAAAACCGGAAAUGAAUUUCUUAUCGUAGGUUGGUUCUUUCUUGGGCUGGCCGGAAUGGCAAGCGGGUCGGACUGUGAGCUUGGUGCGGAAAGCGAGCGCUUCGACGCCGAUGUCAGCGAGUCGGAGAGCUCCACCACUAGCACUAGCUUUUCCUGCGACCGCCAGGCCCCUUCCUCCUCUCUUUUCUCCACUUUACGCGGCCCAGGCGGGAAUUCGCCGCCACUGGCCCCGAUCAUGUUGCCGGAGGUCUUCGGUGGAAGACACGUCAUCAUCCCCGCACUGAAGCCCCACAAACCCGAAACUGAAAUGUCAGAAGUUGAAUUGAUGAAGGAUCGAUUUGCAAAGCUGUUGUUAGGGGAAGAUAUGUCUGGUGGGAGACAGGGAGUGUGCACUGCUCUUGCUAUGUCUAAUGCCAUUACAAAUCUUGCAGCAACCGUGUUUGGUGAGCUCUGGAAACUGGAGCCAUUAGCACCUCAGAAGAUAUCAAUGUGGGGCCGGGAGAUGGAAUGGCUUCUCUCCGUGAGUGAUUCCAUAGUGGAGCUUGUUCCUUCAAUGCAGGAAUCUCCAAAUGGCGGUGGAACCAUUGAGGUUAUGGUGCCUCGACCACGCUCAGAUCUGUACAUCAAUCUCCCAGCACUAAAAAAACUAGAUGCAAUUCUUAUAAACAUCUUGGACGGCUUUCGCGACUCUGAAUUUAGUUAUGUUGAACAACAGAUUGAAACAUGCCCUCGUUCUUUAUCUACACACAGGCCUUCAGUUAGGCUUGAAGAGGAUGGCUGGUUAGUACCGCUCCCGAAGGUCCCACCAAAUGGUUUGUCUGACAAAACAAGAAACCAGUUGCUUCAAUGUAGGGAAUGCACGAGCCAAAUCUUCAAGGCUGCUUUGGCAAUAAAUACCACUGUCCUUUUUGUGAUGGAAGUGCCAAAAGUUUACUUGGAGAGCUUACCCAAGGUAAGCAUGAAUGCAGUUUGAAUAGCUGAUACAAUACAAAUGAUUAGUAUUGGUGAAAGGGUAUAAUCCCAGCCUUUUUAUCUGAAAUGGAGCAGUUAGUUUUGUGGAAGUUUUAUUGUUUUUAGCUAUUGACCUAGUUUGUUCCUGCUUAUUUCCUUCUUAAACAUUGUACGGGAUAUGAACAAGAAACAAUAUCUUUUGCCCUUUUGGUCAUAUAAUUCAUGUUCCUGCUUAUAUCCGGUCACCACUAUAUCGGAUUUGUUCUUUCUUCCUGCCAUCUAC
This is a messenger RNA of Cuscuta epithymum, 1438 nucleotides long. Lineage: Eukaryota; Viridiplantae; Streptophyta; Magnoliopsida; Solanales; Convolvulaceae. The record is from the annotation of a GenBank genome assembly.